Messenger RNA from Colletotrichum scovillei, 852 nucleotides. RefSeq lists its product as uncharacterized. The record is from RefSeq and is a predicted model, not a curated record. The transcript is spliced from 3 exons. The coding region runs from base 1 to 852 and encodes 283 amino acids. NCBI's taxonomy places the organism in Eukaryota, Fungi, Ascomycota, Sordariomycetes, Glomerellales, Glomerellaceae.
AUGGCCACAUUCGCAACCCCUCUGCCGCAAUCAAGCCGGUCCGAGAUCCUCGAAUGGCGCUUCCCAAAACCCUACCACCAAUACGUCCUGACCGGCAAGUCUCGUGCAGCAUGGCACACCUCCUUCGUCAUCCCCCAACUCAACCUCCUCCUCGACGCAGGCCUGGUCCGCGAAGACCCACCAGACAUCUUCUGCCCCGUCGAGAUGAAGAAGGCCUUUGACGACUUUUGCCUCGCAAAGACCCUCCUCAACCGCGGCGGUCUCACAACCAGCAGCGACGCCGAGGCCGUGGGUCUCAAGGUCGACGGUAAAGGCACCGACGAGGAUGGCAGGACGGAAGGGGAGAGGGCGUUCCUGGGCACGCACGUCACGACGGCCGUCAGACACGGCGACGUGGUGCCGCUGCGACGCCUCAAGGGCAUGGACGCCCUCGUGUUUCAGUGCGACCACAACCUCAAGGCCGAGUAUACCUCGCUUCCCGGCCCGGAGCUCAAGAGCCUGCGGCAGUCGGGCGUGGAGUUGACGGCGCCCGUGACGACGCCCGUGUUUGCGUUCCUUGGUGAUACGACGGCGUCGACGCUGGCUGCUGAGCCGGAGUGGUUGUCGCAGGGGAUCCCGGUGGUGAUUACCGAGUGCAGUUUCUUGUAUGAUGAGCAUGAUGCGCAGGCGGAGAAGACGAAGCAUACCAAGUGGAAGGAUCUCGACAAAGUGGUGCGCAAGUGGCCCAAGACGACGUUUAUUUUGACGCAUUUUAGUAUGCGGUAUAGCAACAAGGAUGUUGUUGCGUUCUUCAAUGGGCUGGAGGAUCCGCCGAAGAAUAUUGUCGUUUGGGCGGAUGGGCAGCCGGAGUAA